Boleophthalmus pectinirostris (great blue-spotted mudskipper) is the source of this 992-nucleotide messenger RNA. Its product is annotated as leucine-rich repeat-containing protein 3-like. Gene Ontology annotation, molecular function: protein binding. Lineage: Eukaryota; Metazoa; Chordata; Actinopteri; Gobiiformes; Gobiidae. The coding region runs from base 1 to 951 and encodes 316 amino acids. The transcript has 2 exons. The record is from RefSeq and is a predicted model, not a curated record. Gene Ontology annotation, cellular component: plasma membrane.
AUGAGAACAGUGUCCCUCAUACUCUGCUCUGUUGUUUUGGUUGACUGUGCUACUGUGGCUGCGUGUUCAGGCCCCAGUGUGGCUGAGGGCUAUGGUGAGGCCAUGUGCACGCGCUGGUGUGUGGAAAGACGUGCCAACAUCAGCAAAGUCAAAGGGAAAAAUCAAGUGCAUUCCUGGUUGUGCCUGUUGUACAUAUGUUUGGUUCUAUGGAGACCAGUUUGUUCCCAGUGCCCUGAAAGCUGCAGCUGUGAAUGGGAUACAGCCACAGUGUCCUGCAUGGAUGCUGGACUCUAUGAAAUCCCAGUGGACAUUCCUCCAGAAACAGUGUCCCUUCACUUGGAACGUAAUUACAUCCGGACAAUUCCCGAGAGUGCCUUCAGUGAGCUGGUGCACCUGCGGGACCUGUAUCUUGCCCACAACCGUAUUGACUCACUCUCCACUGGGGCGCUGCGCCAUUUGGGGCCAGAGCUGCGCCUCUUGGACCUGUCUCAUAACCAGCUGAGGCAGGCCAGCAGGGAUGACUUUGGCUCCACCCGGGCCAAAACACGCCUGUACCAUAAUCCUUGGCACUGUGACUGCACCCUGCAAGAGCUCAUGGAGACCCUCAAUCUGGAGCCAGAGACAGUCAAUGGCAUCAUCUGUGAAAGCUCAGUGCGAGGGAUGGGUGAGGGAAGUCGCUGGGAUGAUCCAAGCUCAUUGGGUGAACACGCUGGACAACCUAUAGUAAAACUUUUGGAUUCUGGAGUCAACUUCUGCAGCCUUCAGAGGAAGACCACUGAUGUGGCCAUGUUAGUGACCAUGUUUGUGUGGUUCUUCAUGGUCAUUGUAUAUGUUGUAUACUAUGUGAGGCAGAACCAAGCAGAGGCCCGGAGACAUUUGGAAUAUCUAAAGAGUUUGCCCAGUCCACGCAAAACCCCCACAGAGACAGAUACCCUUAGCACUGGCUUUUGAGUGAAAUAAAACAGCUCGCACUGAUCCCUUUCAAAUAGCCU